GUUGUCAAUUUCCAUCUCAAAGCCUAUCUAUAUGAGCUAGGCUGAGCCGCCCUUCUGAGCCGUCUUCUAGGACCAACGCUCAAACUUAUCCCCUCGAGAACGAAUUCUCUCCUUCUUGGCCGAGAAUGGCUGUCUCGGGUUCAGAAUGGUCGCUGGGGGAGCUUUUCUGGCAUCAAGAGGACAAGACAUUGCAGAUCACCAGGGUGUCCCAAGGAAAAUGCUUUUGCAUACAAAUCUUACCAUGCAGCUUCUACAAAUCUCCUAAUUCACUGGAAAGAUACAACCGCUUUAUGGACUUCUUGUGCGAUGAGGAAAAGGACUUCGAAAAGGCAGAAAUGGCCCAGGAAGAAUUUACACCCUUGAUAGUUGCACCCAUACUCGGGGUUGAUUGCGCUUGAGGAUCCGCUGUAUACAGAGCUUCAUCAUUUC
Aspergillus glaucus CBS 516.65 is the source of this 429-nucleotide messenger RNA. RefSeq lists its product as uncharacterized. The record is from RefSeq and is a predicted model, not a curated record. Lineage: Eukaryota; Fungi; Ascomycota; Eurotiomycetes; Eurotiales; Aspergillaceae. The coding region runs from base 126 to 398 and encodes 90 amino acids. The transcript is spliced from 2 exons.